AGUUUAGGGCACAUCCAUGGAUCGUCUUCGGACUUGCUAAACGCAUCGCACCGUGUCUGUUGCGACGGAGGAAGAGUCCGCGGAGUUGGGGGGAGUCGCACCGUUGCCGACUACUGUCGCUCGCCCUUUUCAAAUCACUGCCAGAGACUGCGAUCGGCCGAGGAUUCUUCUAAAGUUGGAGAUUCCGCUGGAGAUUUUGCGCUUGGUUUUAGCCCCCUCUCCGUUGCGGUCUGGGCCCUUCUCCUCCCCCCCACCCCUGAACUACUGGCUGACACGGGAGGGGAUCGGGGUUCGGGGGGCACCAUGUUCCAACCCACCCCAAAAAGGUGCUUUACUAUCGAGUCCUUGGUGGCCAAAGACAGUCCCUUGCCAGUCUCCCGUUCCGAAGAGCCAAUCCGACCGGCCGCCCUCAGCUAUGCCAACUCGGCCCCCAUGAACCCCUUCCUCAACGGCUUCCACCCUACGGGCAGGGGGGUCUAUUCCAACCCGGACUUGGUCUUCGCAGAGGCCGUUUCUCACCCACCCAACCCGGCAGUCCCUGUGCACCCUGUGCCCCCACCCCAUGCCCUGGCAGCGCACCCCCUGCCCACCUCUCACUCCCCGCACCCCCUUUUUGCAUCUCAGCAACGGGACCCCUCAACUUUCUACCCUUGGUUAAUACAUCGGUACCGGUACCUGGGACACAGAUUCCAAGGGAACGACACAAGUGCGGAGAGUUUCCUCCUACACAAUGCACUGGCCCGGAAACCCAAACGGAUCCGCACAGCCUUCUCCCCGUCUCAGUUACUGCGCCUGGAACACGCCUUCGAGAAGAACCACUACGUUGUGGGCGCAGAAAGGAAACAGUUGGCGCACAGUCUCAGCCUCACCGAGACCCAGGUAAAAGUUUGGUUUCAGAACAGAAGGACAAAGUUCAAACGGCAGAAACUGGAGGAAGAGGGUUCCGACUCGUCGCAGAAGAAAAAAGGGGCCCAUCACAUCAACCGAUGGAGGCUCGCCACCAAGCAGGCCAGUCCGGAGGAGAUCGACGUCACCUCGGACGAUUAACCAUUAAGCACUUGGGACUUCCACAGACUUUUGCUUUCAAUUAACUUUCAAACGAAGAAAAUCCUAAAAGUGUUUGAGCUCCCAGGGAGUCGGGCCGGACUGAGCUCAGAACCAGAACUCGCAAGGCGGAAAGCGGAGAAGACGGGCAGCCCCCCCCCCCGGAGUGGCCUGGGCUUCAAGGUCAACCAGCAGGGGCCAAGGUCACCCACAGGUAUUCAGUGAAUAAGGACUGCGUUAUCGUAUCGCAAGAUUUCGUUCUUUUGCACUUCCAACAUUUCUUUUUCAAAAUGACCCCCCCAAACAGCCAGAACCCACCAAACAUGAUAGAAAAAAACCUUUUUUAUUAUUAUUAUUCCAUAAAACUUGAAAUGCAUGACAAAUCGCCACAUAGGUGGGUUUAUAUGGCUGCACAACCUCCAUAAAACAACCCCCCCCCUCCUAAUUUAAAAGUAGUUGUUUCGGCAUUAGUAUGCCCUUCCCUGCUGGCAGAGAUCACCGCUCACCCUUUCGGCGGGGGCGGGGCCAUCUUCCUACAGAUUCCUGACGUCAUGAAGGGUAACUUUUUGGUGCAAUAAGAUGACUGAAAACGCAGUUUGGCAGCAACUGAAAUCUUUGCACAUAAAGACUGCGCCAACCAUGGAAUUGUCGGUGCUGGGGAGGGUGAAAGGGUUAAUGUAGGAGAUCAGGAAUGUGAAUUUGCUCCCAAAAUAAUUCGCCAUUUUAUUGAUUAUACAGAAAUCCCUGGGGGUUCCAGCUGUUCAGUUAAAAAACAAAAUAUUUUUAAUGCUGCAGAAAUAAACAGAGGGGAGUGUUUGUGCGGAUAUGAAGCAUUUCCCACGGUGUCUGGUGCUUUAACCCCCACAGACUCGUCGCAAGGAGUCGCCAAAAUGACGUUUUCGUGGAUCAUUUUGCAGAACUGAUCACUUUUUUGGACAGUAAUUCGGAAGCACUGAGAUCUUUCUUUUUUUCUGUUUCACAAUAGUAAAACGCUACUAAAUAUGGACAACAACAACAACAAUAUCCUAACGUUUCCCUAAUGUCUUCUAUUACCAGAUUGUACAUAUUUUUGUGUUUGUGUUAAUUUGUUAGAAUUCUAACACACUAUAUACUUCCAAGAAGUAUGGGAACUUGUCAAUAUUUUGUCAAUAAAGAUUUAUCCAAA
This is a messenger RNA of Xenopus tropicalis (tropical clawed frog), 2209 nucleotides long. RefSeq names its product empty spiracles homeobox 2 (gene emx2). The record is from RefSeq and is marked provisional. NCBI's taxonomy places the organism in Eukaryota, Metazoa, Chordata, Amphibia, Anura, Pipidae. Gene Ontology annotation, biological process: regulation of DNA-templated transcription. Gene Ontology annotation, molecular function: DNA binding; DNA-binding transcription factor activity, RNA polymerase II-specific. Gene Ontology annotation, cellular component: nucleus.